AUGGCAGAUAACCCCUCGCUACGCCAGGCCCCGACCUUAUAUAGUGCUGAGGUGGCGAACAUGGCAUCCGAGUUUAAAGAGGACCCUUUUAGAGAAAAGGAUCAAGUAUCGUCCGUCAUCACGCCACAGCAAUCAUGGCAGUUUUAUGAAACUCAUGGAUUCUUCUAUCAAAGGAACGAGAUUGUUGGGGCUUUGGUGCACGCACUGUUUGCAGCUGGCGCAGCUUCGAAGGCAUAUCUGCCCCUCUUCCAGCCGCAACUCAGCCAAGACGAGCGCAUCAUGAGCAUUCUGACGAAUUACCCCUACGAACGUCCGGAUUUCCAUUUCGGUUGGGGAGGCUUAGACUUUUUCUACAGUCUCGACGUGUCCAACUCAACAUACAACGGCAUCGCGAUAUAUGCAGCCGAACCCGGCACGAGCUUUUGUUGUUGCGAUCAAUCUCAAAAACACAGCGGAGAUGGCGAGUGGACAAAUUAUGGCCCUCGACGUUUUGACGCGGAGUAUGCAGCACUGUACCGCAAGGUAUCCGUUGACCUGGAAUCUGGUGGCUUGUAA
Cordyceps militaris CM01 is the source of this 555-nucleotide messenger RNA. RefSeq lists its product as uncharacterized. NCBI's taxonomy places the organism in Eukaryota, Fungi, Ascomycota, Sordariomycetes, Hypocreales, Cordycipitaceae. The transcript has 3 exons. The record is from RefSeq and is a predicted model, not a curated record. The coding region runs from base 1 to 555 and encodes 184 amino acids.